This is a messenger RNA of Zymoseptoria tritici IPO323, 777 nucleotides long. RefSeq lists its product as uncharacterized. Lineage: Eukaryota; Fungi; Ascomycota; Dothideomycetes; Mycosphaerellales; Mycosphaerellaceae. The record is from RefSeq and is a predicted model, not a curated record. The transcript has 2 exons. Gene Ontology annotation, cellular component: membrane. The coding region runs from base 1 to 777 and encodes 258 amino acids.
AUGAACGCUGCUACUGACGACGGGCGCUGGCUCGGUCUGCCAUACCAUCCAAACGCCGCUGCAGCCAUAAUCUUCAUCGCGACAUUCGGACUGGCAACUCUCGGCCACAUCGGACACAUAUUCUGGCUGCGGGCCUGGCACUUCAUUCCACUUCUCAUCGGAUGCGUCAUGGAAACCUUCGGAUACUACGUCCGAUUCUGGCUCUCUCGAUCUCCAACAAACUUCAAGGCCUACGUCCUCUACGACCUUCUCGUGCUUCCUGCUCCGAUCUUCCUCGCUGCUACCAUCUACAUGUCUCUGAGUCGGAUCAUUAUGGCUCUAGCUGCGCAAGACCUCUCUCCGGUACGACCGUCGAGGAUGUCCAAAUGGUUCAUCUUCGGCGACGUGGUCUGCUUCCUCGUACAGCUAGCGGGAGUGGGCAUGGGCGUUACCACCAGCCGCAACAUUCAAGAAAUCGGCGCAAAAGUGGUGGUCGUAGGUCUGGUGUUCCAGAUUCUCGUCUUUGCUCUGUUUAUCAGUGCGGCAGUUACACUCUACCGACGCUACAAGUCGCAGGUCGGACCCGAUUCCGGGCCGCUCGAAUGGAGAAGAUACUUGAUCUCGCUUCUGACUGCCAGCGGGUGCAUCGUCAUUCGUAAUAUCGUACGAGUAGUCGAGUACGCUCAAGGCCCGGACGGCUCCAUUGCAUCGCACGAAGUCUUCGUGUAUCUUUUUAAUGCAUUGUUGAUGCUGUGCGCGGUAGUCCUUAUGCUAGCGUUACAUCCCGGCUACUUGUAA